Phytomonas sp. Hart1 is the source of this 3088-nucleotide messenger RNA. The record is from the annotation of a GenBank genome assembly. Lineage: Eukaryota; Euglenozoa; Kinetoplastea; Trypanosomatida; Trypanosomatidae.
GAGAACGUAGAAUAGCUAUGUGUAUUGUAGUCUAGCUACAAAACAAUAAACAUUUUAUUGGUCUUUACGUCCAAAGGAUUAAACAUUUUUUGUUGUUGAUAUCCUCUGUUUUUCUAAAUAAUCUGUUCUCUUUGUGCCAUUUUGUUAUUCCAUUUUUAUUCCAUUUAUUUUCACUUCUUUAAAUAAUAGGAUCAAUUUUAUUUCUCUCUAAGAAGAGAAGCUCAAAAAAUCAUAGAGAGAUUUUUUCUUUCUUUACUGUCGGCUAUUGUUGCUUACGAAGUUAAUUUUUUUUGUGUUCACUUUCUUCGUAGACAAAGCAGAAGUACAUUUUUUUUGCUGAUUGGAGUAGAGCUUAAUUUUAUCAUUAUUAGUGCACUAUCUUUUAUAUUAGAGAAACUUGUAAAGCGUACAUUGUUAAAGUUUUUUAUUGUGCUUCUUCAUCAUUAUUUCUGACUCCAGUGGCACAAGAAGUAGGCAAAAAAAAAGAAAGGAUUAUCAUCAAGAACGGAAUUCUAUUCCAUAUUAUAUACGUAUAUAUAUAUUUCAUAUUUUAAGUAUAUCAUCAAUCCCCAACAUAUUGUGGUGGCACACCACGUUGCGCUGUUUGUAUUCUGCCAAGAAAGGUAAGGAAAAUAAUAAGGUGUUUCUUCUGAAACCAUACACAAUUUGAAUAUAUAUAUAUAUUUUUUAGUCACCUAAUUACACUACUGUUAAAAACGAAAUAGAAAGUUUAGCCGAAUAUUACUGUGUCGCCACGCAGAAUUAGAGCUUACCACACAGGAAGGUGUAAAACCCUCGGAUUUCAAGAAUAGUAAAAAACAUAAAAGCACAUCUACCCAAAAGUGAUAGAGGGUGGGAAAAAAGGUAAAGUAGUGUAUAAGUUACUGGGAAGGAGAGCAUCACAAAUCCACGGGCGAGGCAAGUGGAAAAGAGGAGGAUGACGGAAUGUCUGGAGGAGGCAUUGCAGAUUGCCGAAGAGGAAUUUAUCUUCAACGAGUACGCAGUUGAUGACACGCUCGACCCACUGAGUAAAUUAGUUCAAUACUAUCAAUCGGACUUUUCACUCCAGCGGCUGAUGUUGGUGCGGGAAUUAUGCGAUACCGCCGAAUACGCUGGGUACUCCGAGAGCGCCAAAUUGAUCGUGCCGCUCCUUGCGCAGUUCACGGCGGAUUCGGAACCUGCGGUGCGGCAGACCUUACUCCAACAACUUUUCCCCCUUGCCGAGUUCUUUAUUAAGGAAGGUGGAGAGAGCGGUUACGAAUGCCUCCUUAGCACCUUCUUGCCGAUGAGUUUUGAGCUUAUCGUGGACAAAAAUGUCGAGGUGGGGGCGGCCGCUCUGCAAACGGUUGAGGCACUUGCUAGGCUCGUGAGUCCGGAGCAUGUUCAGGCGCAUUUGCUCAGCGUGAUCAUCGCCCUCGCGCACGACGAGCGUGCGGAGGACUACCGCGUGGUCGCCGCGCGGCUUUUUAAUGAUCUCGCCCCAGUCCUGGGCGAGGAAUACUGCACAACGGUGGUCCUGCAGGAGUUGGAAUUGCUCUCGAACGACUCGAGUUUUUCCGUCCGUAAGACCGUAGGGGCUUGCCUUGGUAGGAUGUGCUGCGUCUUGAAGAACAGUGCGGCGGCUCAAAAGGUGAUUGUGUCUUUGUAUUUGAAUCUUUGUCAGGACGAUAUUUGGGGCGUCCGACAGGCCUGUGUGGAUUCGAUAGAAGAGCUUUCGCAGGGACUACCCGAGGAGGUGCGGAUUGAACAUCUCCUACCCGCCUUCCAGCAGCUACUUGAGGAUAACUCCCGUUGGGUUCGUGACCGUGCGUAUGGGGCCCUCGGGUGCCUGAUUCACACCCUGAAGAAUGAGGACAUCGAUCCUGAACUUUUGCAGCUUUACACCAACAUGGCUUUUCAGUCUGAGAAUGGUGACUGCGAGUUGAGUGAGUACUGCGCCUAUUCUUUCCCAGCAAUCGUGCAGGCGAUCGGUCCGGGGCGCUGGGAUGAGGUUCAGGACGCCUAUUGCACGAUGCUCAAGGACGUCCAAUGGAAGGUUCGAAAAUCACUCGCCUACUCCCUGCAUGUUGUGGCGAAGAUUUUAGGAACGGAGAUUACCGAGAAAAGUUUGGUACCCGCCUUUCAUCUUCUGCUCAGUGAUCUUGAUGAUAUUAAGCUAGGUGUAGUGCUGAGUGUUGAGAAAUUUCUUCAAGUUGUGACCCCCAGCACCCUUAAUGAUCUUAUCCCCGUGCUUUGUCAUGUCCCUCUUGAGAGUGAAAACUGGCGGUUGAGGAACGAAGUGGCGAAACGCAUUGGUGACGUCGGCGUCCUCCUCGAGCCAUCCAAUCCGACGCUGAAUAUGGCGACAUCAUUAGUGAUACGAUUGUUGGAUGAUAGCGUCAUGGAGGUGCGUGCCUCAACCUACCGCCCCGCCGCGGUGUUGUUAAAUCACCUCGCGAAGGAUCAACAACUGAGAGACUCCAUUUCGUCCACCAAUUCCACGUUUAUUUCGUACCUAAAUACCAUCAUCAGACUAGCCGACCGGAUGAGCUUCCAAGGGCGACAAAUGUUCGCCUAUGUCACCCAGCAGACCGCUGAAAUCGGGGCGAAUGAUGUUGUCGAGCAGUUCCUGCUGGAUGGCUUGCUAAGGCUGACCUCCGACAGCGUCAGUAAUGUUCGUUUAGUCAUUCAGCGCGUCAUGCAGGAAACGUUUUUGCGAUUACCGGCGUGGAAGGAUCAUCCGAAGAUUACCACCAUCAUGGCCUCAUUGCAUGUUCAUGACUCCGAUGACUUGCGAGGCGAUGAAGAGGCCGCCAUGUUCGCCUAUCCAAACCAGCAGCAAGAUUCAACAUUUCCGAGAGGAAUAAAAGAGACAUCGGGUGGGGAGACUUUCCCAGAGGAGAACAAUGGAUUUAAUGGGAAUGCCGUGGCCAGUCCUCCUCAGAGAAUAGUUUAUGAUGAAGAGUUGUCUAACGGUGUCGAGCAUGACGAUAUUAAUGAGGGCACUAGCGAUGGUGAUGCCGAUGAGAGUGCUGCGGCGUCGGUCUCGGCGGAUGCCGAGACGGCUGCUUCGGACAAAUUGAAACCAACGUCGCCGGUAGCGUGUUGA